Notechis scutatus (mainland tiger snake) is the source of this 1507-nucleotide messenger RNA. Lineage: Eukaryota; Metazoa; Chordata; Lepidosauria; Squamata; Elapidae. The record is from RefSeq and is a predicted model, not a curated record.
ACAGUCUUGUUUCAUGCCCUGGAAAUAUGUCGAAGACCCCAAGCCCCACAAAAACUGGUAGCAAAAAACAGUUGCCUUUGGAAGCAUCUCCAGAUCCAGCAUCCAAGCCAGAGAGUAGCAAGUUUUCCAGCUCUCUGCUCACCGUUGAAAAUGUCAAAAAACACCAAGAGGAGAACCUCUAUUGCCAAUGGUCAAUAGAAACUUAUAUUGAAGAAAGUAAUCGCUUUCUGAAUGAGAGCGGAACCAAGGCGGAGGGCAGCAGGGAGCAGGCGGUGUCAAAUGAAGAGGAAUCAAGAGUUCUUCGUGAAGAUUUCCAGACAAGGCCUCUGUCAGCUCCAGUUCCUGAAACGCAGUCACCCAAGAAACGGGAAGUUGCUGAUUUGGAGACUCAGACUGAGUGGAGCUACUCCGUCAGCUCUGAAGACUCCAGUGAGCUGAAAAUAGAGAAGGAGCAGCAGAGACGUACAGACAGGAAAAAGAAAAGUGAGACCACAGAAGGCACAGAAACACUCUAUCGUGUGGAAGAGGAAGGAAUAUCCGAGAGUGAACCGGAGACUCCAGAAAGCACCACUGAGGAGGAGGAGAAGGUAAAGUCUUUUCUCCUAGAUGAGGUGAGAUUUCGGAUUUCUUCUUUCUUCCAGGCUUAUCCAGCUUUCCAUGCAAAUGCAGGAUAUUUAUGGCAGCUAAAAAUAACACAACACACUGAUUGUGUCUUUGAGGAUCAUUUGGUCACCGAUCUGUGCCUGAUGGGCCGCUGUGAGUUUUGCACCUCCCUCGUGAAGCGUUUGCCGUCCCCGGAGGAGCUGGAGGAGAAGCCGGAGGCGAUGGAUCACUUUUUGUGUUGCAGGACCUACAAAGAGGUUUUCCGGUGGGUGAUACAGGACUUCCUGGAGAAGCCAGGCAGCGGAAUCGACAUCCGUCCCCACGGCCGACUGUCCCUUGGAGCGAUGGACAGCAAGAUGAAAGCGAUGCUCAUAGACGAAUUACACGAGCGAGGAUUUGAGAGAUACAGAGAGAUAUUUACGCAGUACAUGAAGUUUGGCCCGUGCGUCAAAAUUAAGUUCAGAUUAUCAGACUACCCCCCCAAACCAGAAACCACCAUCCUAAAGAAACGGCAUCCAGAACCCCAAGAGCUCCUGGAGAUCGACUUGGAAUUCAAAGCUGAGCAAUUAAAGUUGAAGGAUCCAACCAUGCUUUGGGUCCUUCAGCAAUAUGGAACCACAGAGCACCUGGUGAGGCCUUCCGUGCUGGAGAAGAUCCGCAAAAUCUUGGCCAACGUGAAGAAAGCAUUGAAGAAACUGGAGUCUGACCCCUCAGAAGAAGCUGCAGACCUGCGCCCUGUAUUGAAGGUGUACGAAAGGAUGCGCCAACGACAGAAGAAGAAGAAGAGGCAAGAAGAGGCAAGAAGAAGAGAGAAGUUAAGAUUGCAGGAGGCCAACCUCGCACUUUAGUAGCACGGAAACUACGAAGUUAGCUUCAUGUAGAAACCAUUAAACCUUCCCUCCGU